Molecule: messenger RNA, 625 nt
Organism: Sipha flava (yellow sugarcane aphid)
Lineage: Eukaryota; Metazoa; Arthropoda; Insecta; Hemiptera; Aphididae
Exons: 3
Coding region: 1-408 (135 amino acids)
Source: RefSeq, a predicted model, not a curated record
AUGUAUUUAAACUAUGACGGAGCUAAACUGUCUGUUGAAUCUGUUGAGUCAAAUAAUUCAGUUGAAUCACGUGAUGUUGAAAAUCAUAUUAAAAAUGCAACACUGAAAACUAUUCUCAAUUAUUUGGCAUAUUUGAAAGUAGAAGUCACAAAAAUAUCUGACAUUCAACAAGAAAUCAUUGAUUCUAUAAACAAUUCAAGAUCUAAUAUAACUACGUUUAAUUCAUCAAUUGGUGAUACAGAUUAUUUUGUAACUGCUUGGCUAAUUUCUAACUAUGAAGAACUAAACUUCAAGCUAAUCUUCUUGUGGGUUAUGGCCUUCAAGACCAUCCCUGCAAACAAAUUUGCCGCCAUAUUUCCCUAUCCUCUGCAGCUUCUCUUCGCUGUGUAUUUAGUUCUACUGCUUUAACAUCCUUUUUGAUACGAUCCUCCCAUCGUAAACGCGGUCUUCCUAACAGUCUUUUCCCAGUCGGAUUUUCUUUAAUAACCGCCUUAAUGAAAGAGCCCUCUUUCCUCCAGGCCACAUUAAUCUUAAACUUCAAGCUAAUAAACAAGAUUUUAAAAACAAAGUUGUAUGUUACAUUAAACUAUUCAAAUGUUUAAUUAAAAAUAGUUUUUUCAUUAUU